This is a messenger RNA of Arvicola amphibius (Eurasian water vole), 444 nucleotides long. It is a transcript of the gene Sh2d1a, whose product is annotated as SH2 domain containing 1A. The transcript is spliced from 4 exons. Gene Ontology annotation, biological process: cell-cell signaling; cellular defense response. Bases 29 to 400 code for a protein of 123 amino acids. Gene Ontology annotation, cellular component: cytoplasm. The record is from RefSeq and is a predicted model, not a curated record. Lineage: Eukaryota; Metazoa; Chordata; Mammalia; Rodentia; Cricetidae.
CUUCUGGGCCCACACGAGUCAACCAGGCAUGGAUGCUGUGACUGUGUACCAUGGCAAAAUCAGUCGGGAGACGGGGGAGAAGCUAUUGCUCGCCACGGGCCUGGAUGGAAGCUAUCUGCUAAGAGACAGCGAGAGUGUUCCUGGCGUGUACUGCCUGUGUGUUUUGUAUCAAGGUUACAUCUAUACAUAUCGAGUGUCGCAGACAGAAACAGGUUCUUGGAGUGCUGAGACAGCACCUGGGGUGCAUAAAAGAUUCUUCCGGAAAAUAAAAAAUCUCAUUUCAGCAUUUCAGAAGCCAGAUCAAGGCAUUGUAAUACCGCUGCAGUAUCCAGUUGAGAAGUCCUCAGCUAGGAGUACACAAGGGAGAAGUGAUUCUGAUGUCUGCCUGAAAGCACCAUGAAGAAGACUAACACACCCUGUCCUUUAUUUUCAAUAAUUUAAGUA